This is a messenger RNA of Musa acuminata subsp. malaccensis (wild Malaysian banana), 2075 nucleotides long. Its product is annotated as aspartyl protease APCB1. The record is from RefSeq and is a predicted model, not a curated record. Gene Ontology annotation, molecular function: aspartic-type endopeptidase activity. Gene Ontology annotation, biological process: proteolysis. NCBI's taxonomy places the organism in Eukaryota, Viridiplantae, Streptophyta, Magnoliopsida, Zingiberales, Musaceae.
CACACCACUGUUCACAAAACGACUGUCCUCUCUUCCCCUCGGAAAAGUCAAGAAGGAAGACCCGAUCAACACUGCGUCCCACCUUCUUCUCUUGUUCCUCCUCUUCCUCUAUCAGCUCCUCCUCGACCUCAAAUCCUAAACCACCCCCUUUUUGGAGGAAGAAGAGAUGGAGAGGGAGACAGAGCGGCCUCCUCCGCCGCAGCUCCAUGGCGUCGUCAUCAUCUCCCUUCCGCCUCCCGACAACCCCUUCAAGGGCAAGACCAUCACGGCCUUCACCCUCUCCGACGACGCCCCACCGCCACCACCACAUGUCCCCCCCGCCGCUCGAUCCCCCCUCACGCGGGCGGCACGCCGUUCUCUUCUCUCUCCCAGGAGCGCCGCGGCCGCCGUCCUCGGCGCCUCGCUUCUCCUCUUCUCCCUCUGGAUCUGCCUCUUUUCCGAGGCUCCCAUGCAGCUGCUCGACGAACCCUCGAGGGAGGAGGAUGGCCGCCGGCAGGAGGAGGAACGUUCCUUUUUGUUCCCACUCUACCCCAAAUCUGGCGGCCGGGCCCUUCGCGAGGUGGGGGGUGUGAAAUUGGGCUCUAUUUCGCGGAAGAGGAAGCAGAGUGGCAAGAUGGAGACGUAUGCGUCAGCAAAUUCUUCCACUGUGCUUCCUAUCGGCGGCAAUCUUUUCCCAGACGGACAGUAUUACACAACUCUUUUUGUUGGGAGUUCACCAAGACCUUAUUAUCUUGAUGUGGAUACUGGGAGUGACUUGACAUGGAUUCAGUGUGAUGCUCCAUGCGCUAGUUGUGCCAAGGGACCUCAUCCCCUAUACAAGCCCAGAAAAGGAAAUCUUGUUUUGCCCAAGGAUUCUUUGUGCUUGGAAGUGCAAAAAAAUCAGAACAACCAUUAUUGUGAUUCUUGCCAUCAGUGUGACUAUGAGAUUGAAUAUGCUGAUCAUAGUUCUUCCAUGGGUGUCCUUGCAACAGAUGAAAUGCACCUUAUUGCUGCAAAUGGUGACAGGGCAAAGUUGAAUUUUGUUUUUGGGUGUGCUUAUGAUCAACAAGGCCAACUUUUAGUCUCUCCUGCGAAAACAGAUGGGAUCCUUGGUCUCAGCAGUUCCAGGAUAAGUCUGGCUUCUCAAUUGGAAAGUCAAGGAAUCAUAAGCAAUGUCAUCGGUCAUUGCAUAAAACGUGAUGCUGAUGGUGGUGGAUACUUGUUUUUAGGUGAUGAUUAUGUUCCUCGAUGGGGCAUGACUUUGAUACCCAGGCAAAAUGACCUUACAAACUUCUAUCGUGCAAAGGUUUUGAAAAUAAAUUAUGGAGGCAAACAAGUCAUCGGGGGAAAGAGGGGAUAUGCUAUCCCCGUAAUAUUUGAUACUGGCAGCUCCUACACUUACUUUCCUGUUGAAGCAUAUAGGAAGCUCAUCACUUCUUUGAAGACAAUAUCCAAUAUUUUUGUCCAAGAUUCCUCAGAUCUGACAAUGCCAAUCUGUUGGAGGGCCAACUUUCCUGUCAGGUCUUUUAAAGACGUGAAGCACUUCUUUCAGCCAUUAACUUUGCAAUUUGAAAAGAGAUGGUGGAUCAUGUCUAGAUCGUUCACUAUUCCACCUGAAGGAUAUUUAAUGAUCAGUAACAAAGGCAACGUGUGCUUGGGCAUUCUUAAUGGAACUGAAGUACAUGAUGGGUCAACUAUAAUAUUAGGAGACAUUUCCUUACGGGGGAAGCUGAUUGUGUAUGAUAAUGUGCAACGGACAAUUGGAUGGACUCACUCAGACUGUAACAACCCGCAAAAAGCCACAGGUUUCCCUUUCUUCUUCUGAGGUUAUGGGAACACAGAAAAAGGUAUUGUCAAUGGUUGGAUAACAGGAAUCCAGAAUGAUAGAUUCAAGCUUAUUUUUUGGUGAUGUACAUAUUUAAGUAGUAUCAAGGGGAUUACCAGCCUUUAUAUGCUCCCCACUUUUCUGGAUAUAAAUAAGGUGAACGUUUAAGCUAUAAAGACAUAAGUUGUGUGAAGUUAGAUGUUGAACUUGUUGCAAUUGUACACAACAUACUCAUGGCUGGAACAUGACUGUUUGAUUAUUUGACAUGACC